Messenger RNA from Momordica charantia (bitter melon), 2163 nucleotides. Its product is annotated as Lycopene beta/epsilon cyclase protein. The record is from RefSeq and is a predicted model, not a curated record. NCBI's taxonomy places the organism in Eukaryota, Viridiplantae, Streptophyta, Magnoliopsida, Cucurbitales, Cucurbitaceae.
GUCGUUAACGUGUACGUUUUCUGUUCGCAAAUGAUCCAAUACCAAAUUACCCAUUACCAAUCUCAACUUCUACGACAGAGAGAGCGAUAAAUGAAGAAAGUUUAUCAUCCACUCCCACCACAGCAAUGGCCUCUGUUCAUCUGAGACCCCGCAAUCUCUUGCCUGCGAACCCAAAUGGAAGAUCGCUCUUUCAUCGACAGAGGCCUGCAAAACCCCAGAAGAACCUCAGAAUUCAAGCUAAGAUUAAAACCCAAGUCGCGUCUUCCAGAACUCAGAGGAUAAUGGAGGGUAUAUCUGUUUCUGGGGAAGUCGGUGGUGCUGGUGGAGCAUAUUCAUACGAUGCAUUGAAGAGGUUGGAUCAAAUUUGGUCCAGAAUUUGCUCUGGCCAAGAAGCUGAAGCCACACAAGAAGUGGUUCGUCGUGUUUCUGGUGCGUUUAGCCGUUCUGAUUUGGGAGGGAAGGCCAUUGACACAUUCGAUGUGUUGGUCUGUGGAGGUACUUUGGGAGUCUUCAUAGCCACAGCUUUAAGUUUGAAGGGUCUUCGAGUUGGGAUAGUCGAAAGAAAUGUUCUAAAAGGGAGGGAACAAGAAUGGAACAUCUCAAGGAAAGAGCUGAUGGAACUAGUUGAAGUUGGAGUUCUAGCAGAAGACGACAUUGAACAAGCUACGGCUAUGAAGUUUAAUCCUAACAGAUGUGGAUUUGAAGGGAAAGGGGAAAUCUGGGUUGAAGACAUCCUCAAUCUUGGUGUCUCACCUCAGACGCUUAUAGAGAUUGUUAAGAAACGUUUUGUUUCUCUUGGUGGAGUCAUCUACGAGGGUUGCAAUGUUUCAAGCAUUUGCAUAUAUGAUGAUAUGACUGCGAUGCAACUUUCUGAUGGGAACCUUUUAUCUUCUCAACUCACUAUCGAUGCAAUGGGGAAUUUUUCACCUGUGGUAAGACAGAUAAGACAAGGGAGGAAGCCAGAUGGUGUUUGUCUUGUUGUUGGAUCUUGUGCUCGUGGAUUCAAGGAUAACUCAACAAGUGAUGUAAUUUACAGCAAUUCAUCCUUGAACAAAGUUGGAACCUCAGAAGUUCAACUUUUCUGGGAGGCAUUUCCAGCUGGUUCAGGUCCCGUAGAUCGUACUACUUACAUGUUUACAUACAUCAAUCCUCAACCAGGAUCGCCAAAACUGGAAGAACUUUUAGAAGAAUACUGGGAUUUGAUGCCAAAAUAUCAGGGAGUCUCUCUUGAUGACUUGAAGAUACUGAGAAUUAUAUAUGGAAUUUUUCCAACUUAUCGCGACAGCCCGCUGCCUGCUGCUUUUGAUCGUGUCCUGCAGUUCGGAGAUGCUAGUGGCAUUCAGUCACCUGUUUCAUUUGGUGGCUUUGGGAGCUUAACUAGGCACCUUGGAAGGCUGUCAACUGGGAUACAUGAAGCAGUAACUGGAAACUUCCUCGACUCAAAAAGCUUAUCACUGCUGAAUCCUUACAUGCCCAAUUUAAGUAGUUCAUGGUUGUUUCAAAGAGCCAUGUCAGCAAAGCAACAAUCGAACAUUUCUCCAUAUUUUAUCAAUGAGCUUCUUCAUGUAAAUUUUCAGAGUAUGCAGAGGUUGGGGGAUCCAGUACUAAGACCCUUCCUUCAGGAUGUUGUGCAGUUCUUACCCCUAACCCAGACCCUAGCUUUAGUUAUGUUAACUAAACCUCAGCUUCUUCCAACAAUAUUUAAACAGGUUGGGAUCCCGGUGCUGCUUGACUGGUCAGGACAUUUUGGCAUGCUUGGGUACUACACGUUUCUCUCAACAUUUAUCGAUCCGAUUAUAAGGCUGUUCCUAAGUUCACUAGCACCAAAGAUGAAUUUCGAGUGGAAACGACGACUUGAGGCCUGGAAGUAUGGAGCUGGUUUAGAUUACAAGCUGUGAAGAACAAGAUUGAGAAAGAAACAGGAAGUGGUAAAGUCCUAUAGUUUCGGUCUCAGGCAUUAAAGCAACAUCGAUCUUAUAUAUAACUUCGCUAGCGAGCAGUAAAAUUCACCACUCCAUCUGUGAAGAUAGGAAUAUGGAACUCUAUUAUUUACAGAUAUACAUGAUAAACAACAGAAGGUAAAAAAAUGUACAGUUCAGUUGGGAGUCUUGGCACCCAAAGUCUUUGAGAGUUCCUUUAUGAGAGGCUUCUCCUUGAUAUCUU